CAGCAGCACCCUGAGACACAACAAGCAGCAAGCUACUAGCUAGCCUACUACAGCCUCAUCACUUGUUAGCCUAGCCAUAGUCCACACGACAAACUGAUCGAUGGCGCCCACCAAGAGCCAUGUCCUCCUCGCCGCUCUCCUCACCGUCGUCGCCGCCGUCGGCCAGACGCCUCGCGCUGCGGAGGGGUUCAAUAUUCCUGGUCUUGGCAGCAUGCUGAAUCCCAUUCCCGUCGUCGCCGGUGUAGUGCCGUGCAGCAUCGGGAGCUCCAUCAACCCGGCGCUGGUGCCAGGGUUCCCUAACGCCAACGUGCAGCUGAUGUGCGGCGGCACCGUGGUGGCCAACGCGACGACAAGCAUCACAGGAUCCUUCAUCCUCACCCCGGUAAACGCUACUCUUGGUCUCUUCAGCUCCAUGUUGGGCGGCCAGUGCAAUGUGGUGGUGACCACACCCCUGGUCGCCUGCAACGCGUCCCUGGCCGGCGCCACUGGGACGCUCACCGCGCCUCUACAGCUCCUUGGCUCCGGCACCGGCAUCGCCGGCGGUGGCAGCAGCACAAUCAUCGCGACCAUUGCUGGCCAGCCCUUCACAAUCAUCAACGAAAUGAUCAUUUUCACCACGGGGCUCUCCUCCUUAGCUUAGGUCGAUCGGCUGGUAACAAGAGCUAGCUUCAUCUAUCUGGUGGUGUGUGUUGAUCCGCGACGACAAGGAACUUUAUAUAAAAUACGAAUAAAUCGGCAUCCAGCAAUUCGGAUCUAAUGAUCAAGUUACCAUGCUUUCCUUUCUAGCGACACAUCCCGUGUACUUGUUACUAAGCUAAGCUCAUAUAUGUAAUAUAUGUGUGGGUAUAUAUAAAUGAAGUCUUGCCUGUUGUGGUUAUAUA
Molecule: messenger RNA, 881 nt
Organism: Zea mays
Lineage: Eukaryota; Viridiplantae; Streptophyta; Magnoliopsida; Poales; Poaceae
Product: phylloplanin
Exons: 2
Coding region: 101-640 (179 amino acids)
Source: RefSeq, a predicted model, not a curated record